This is a messenger RNA of Aedes albopictus (Asian tiger mosquito), 2122 nucleotides long. RefSeq names its product medium-chain acyl-CoA ligase ACSF2, mitochondrial-like. The coding region runs from base 90 to 1829 and encodes 579 amino acids. Gene Ontology annotation, biological process: fatty acid metabolic process. The transcript is spliced from 6 exons. The record is from RefSeq and is a predicted model, not a curated record. Lineage: Eukaryota; Metazoa; Arthropoda; Insecta; Diptera; Culicidae. Gene Ontology annotation, molecular function: medium-chain fatty acid-CoA ligase activity.
CAGUAACUGUUCAGUGCUCGCGAGGGAUACGUCUAAUACCGCAGUACUGGUCUUAUACUUUCCGUUAUCUUUAUUAUAUUAGCGUGGGAAUGAUACAAACGAGACAAAUAUUUAGAUUCCAUAACAAUCAUGGCAUUGCUAGAAGUUUAAGUUAUAUUCAUAACAUUGGAAAGCAUCCUCUAGUGUACCGGAAUGUUGGUCAACAUCUCAAAGCGGCUGCGGAGUCGUUCCCGAACCAUGAAGCUCUGGUAUCUGUCCACGAAGCAAAACGGUUGACGUUUUCCAAUGUUUUAGAUAAGGUAGAUCGUCUUGCAGCUUCAUUCUAUCAACUUGGCCUGCAAAAAGGCGAUCGCAUCGGAAUAUGGGCUCCAAGUGGAACUCAGUUCUAUAUAUCAACAUUGGCAGCCGCACGUGCUGGAAUGAUCUCCGUUGGGAUCAAUCCAGCCUACCAGAUCCCGGAAGUGGAGUAUGCGUUGAACAAAGUUGGAGUUAAAGCACUGAUAGCUGCAGAAAGUUAUCGCACUCAGAACUAUUACGAAAUGAUCAAGCAUCUUGUACCUGAGUUAGAAGCUGCUUCCACUGGAAGUAUAGUGAGUGCAAAGGUUCCAUCCUUGUCAGCAGUUAUUAUGAAGAGUAAUAACAGCGGAAGUAAGCUUCAAGGAAUCAUACCGUACGAGGAACUGUUCCACACAGUUUCCGAACAAAAUGUAUCCUAUGUGGAAUCCAUUCAGAACCAAAUCUCUCCGGACAGUGGUGUGAAUCUCCAGUUCACCUCGGGAACGACUGGAAAACCAAAAGCAGCACUUCUGUCCCACUUUAACUUCAUCAAUAAUGCACUUUCCAUUGGAUUGGAUCACGGUUUCAACCUAUCCGAACGACAUCGAGUCUGCGUUCAGGUUCCGUUUUUUCACGCGUAUGGAGGCGUUGUUGGUAUUAUUGGCUCCAUUAGCCACGGAUGCACCCUCGUUGUACCGGGGCCGGGUUAUAAGCCUUCUGCGUUGGUGCAGGCGAUCGUCAAUGAAAGAUGUAACGCUAUCUACGGUACACCUACAAUGUACGUAGAUCUGGUGAACGAAGUCAAAAGAUCUGGAACCAAGCUGCCGUCGAUUGAACUGGCUGUCACCGGAGGGGCUCCUUGUGCACCGAAACUCUUCACAGACAUUCAACAAAUACUGGGAGUCGAGCAGGUGAAAACCAUUUACGGGCUCACGGAAACAACGGCUGUGUGUUUCCACUCAGUUCGUAAUGAAUCUCAAGAGAACGUUUUGAAUACGGUGGGACACCUGGGUGAACAUUGGGAAGCGAAAGUGGUUGAUCGAGACGGUGCCCUGGUGCCAUUUGGGGAGCCUGGAGAGCUGUGUGUUCGAGGUUAUGCAACUAUGUUGGGCUACUGGGAAGACGAGCAGAAGACCAAGGAGACGAUUGGAGUGGAUAAGUGGCUUAAAACGGGAGAUCAGUUUGUGCUGAGAGAAGAUGGCUAUGGGAAAAUUGUCGGACGUAUCAAGGAGGUGGUCAUCAGAGGAGGAGAAAACAUAUACCCUAGGGAAAUUGAGGACGUUCUCAUUACGCAUCCGGAUGUGCUGGAGGUGCAUUGUGUUGGAGUUCCAGAUGAUCGGAUGGGAGAAGAAAUGUGUGCUUUUGUGCGAUUGUACAGUGAUAGGACCAAACUAGAUCAGGCCCAAGUGAAGGAGUUUUGCAAAGGAAAAAUUGCUCAUUUUAAGGUGCCUAAAUUUGUGGAAAUCGUGGACCAGUUUCCUAAGACUACGUCAGGUAAAAUACAAAAGUUUAAAUUAUUGGAAAUGUUUUUAAACAAUAAAGUGAAAUCUUAGAUAAAUUAGUUUCGUUACUCCGAAAUGUGUGCAUCACGCAAUUCUUCACCAGCAGCUGAAUGUCUUCUACUUUGAAAACAAAUUUUCAUUUUCUGAAUUGCGAUACCGCAAAUCUGCCAGAGAUCCCUAUAGGGGAGACUGGGUAGACUUGAUCCCUUUUUCUUAAUUUGCCUGUAACUAUAAGAAAAACACAAAACGUUUUUCGUACAGAAUGGCAGGUAAACAUCUACUAGUAGAUGCUGCUGCAGUUUAUACACAACAGAAGGACUUUAAAUUAUUGAUAAAGUUUUCAA